This is a messenger RNA of Myripristis murdjan (pinecone soldierfish), 1097 nucleotides long. Its product is annotated as small ubiquitin-related modifier 2. Lineage: Eukaryota; Metazoa; Chordata; Actinopteri; Holocentriformes; Holocentridae. The transcript has 4 exons. Bases 102 to 389 code for a protein of 95 amino acids. The record is from RefSeq and is a predicted model, not a curated record. Gene Ontology annotation, molecular function: protein binding.
AUGAUCGUGCACGUUCGGUCGACUAUUUCAAGCGGGCACGAGUACGUGCGCGCACUCGCAUUCUUUGUGUGGCAGCGUCCUGAAGCGCCAAAAGCGUAACCAUGGCUGAUGAAAAACCUAAGGAGGGAGUGAAGACAGAAAACAAUGACCACAUAAACCUGAAGGUGGCGGGCCAGGAUGGAUCUGUGGUGCAGUUCAAGAUCAAGAGGCACACUCCGCUCAGUAAACUCAUGAAGGCCUACUGUGACAGACAGGGACUGACGAUGAGGCAAAUCAGGUUCAGAUUUGAUGGACAGCCAAUAAACGAGGCAGACACACCGGCACAGUUGGAAAUGGAAGAUGAAGAUACAAUUGAUGUAUUCCAGCAACAGACAGGUGGCCUGAAUUAAUUAUUCCUGUGCUUCACCAUCUUCCACCUCCCCCCAUCAUCUUUCCCAGCCCCAAGUUCACCCAGACUGCUUCUUUGCAACUUGCCCCAUUGUCUCCACAAAAUGCCACGCAGAAGAAGUCGUCAUUUCCCACCUUCACCUAACUGCUGUUGUAUAGUAUUUUCAUUCUUUCCCCUGUUCCCUUCCAGUUUUUGUACAUAAACCACGUCAAGAUCACUAUGUUCAGGUGUUGUUUGUUUAUGCCAUGCUGUGGCAGAUGUUAAGGACCUCAUCCCAAUUCGAAGGGCUCGUUCUAAGGAUGCAGGUGAUUAGGCCUGGUCAAAGAGUGAGGAUCACUAAUGAGUAUUGAUCAAAUGGCUUUGGGUCAGGCUUGAUCAGCAUCCAGAAAUGUGCUCUAAAAGUCUAAUGUUUUGGGACUGGCUUUUACUCAGAGAACAAUGCCAUUCCCAAUGUGGGAAUGGGGCUGGAUUGUUGUUUGGUUAAGUUUCUGUUAUCUGCGGAGAAGAGUCGGUUUUAUAUCUUUUUUAUAUAUAUAAAUAUAUAUAUAAAUAUAUAUAUAGUGGAUGUUUAGAAAAGUGUCUUGACUAUUAGCUUAACUAGGCCAAGCUUAAAAUUUGGGAGGACUUAAGAGAUGUUUCAGUGCAAAUAAACAACUGUAUUGUCUAAGAAGAUGCUUGUUAAAAUAAAGCUAUUGUCUUUUUAUCCAAA